Messenger RNA from Symsagittifera roscoffensis, 5095 nucleotides. RefSeq names its product m7GpppN-mRNA hydrolase-like. The transcript has 3 exons. Gene Ontology annotation, cellular component: P-body; cytoplasm. Gene Ontology annotation, molecular function: RNA binding; 5'-(N(7)-methylguanosine 5'-triphospho)-[mRNA] hydrolase activity; manganese ion binding. Bases 95 to 1318 code for a protein of 407 amino acids. Gene Ontology annotation, biological process: deadenylation-dependent decapping of nuclear-transcribed mRNA; nuclear-transcribed mRNA catabolic process, nonsense-mediated decay. The record is from RefSeq and is a predicted model, not a curated record. Lineage: Eukaryota; Metazoa; Xenacoelomorpha; Acoela; Convolutidae.
AGUUGUACAAAUGCUAUUUUAACAAAUUUCAACUACAGCUUCAGUCCUAAAAGAGACGAUAAACAAUCCAGCAACUGGAGUUUCAUUCGAAAUAAUGGCUCCCCCUCAUCAAAAUUCAUCAUAUUCUACACACGUACCAAUUAGCUCCGAAGUGCUGAACGAUCUAUGCAGUCGAUUUAUAGUGAACCACGAUGCAGCGUCGAAAGGAACUGCUGGGUCGACCAAGUUGUGCUACCAGUUGGAGCUGGCCUACUGGUUCUACAUUGACUUCGAGCGCACAGACAACCCCAGCCUCCCCUCAGUGUCAUUCUCCGAGUUCUCCUUCCAAGUAUUAUCUCACGUAGCCUCUCUCAAACACCUCGCCAAUAAUGUGGAUGUGUUGAUGAAGGAAUGGCGGCAGUUCAAAUCCCAAGUACCUACUUAUGGCUGCAUCAUUCUCGACACCAGCUGCAAGUUCUGUCUGCUAGUGCAUGGAUUCUCCAGCAGCAACUCGUGGAGUUUUCCCAAGGGCAAAGUGAACGAAGGGGAGACACCCCAACAGUGUGCACUCAGAGAGGUGGAGGAGGAGGUUGGGAUAGACUUCUCUGACAAAAUUCGAGGCGACCACUACAUCGACAAAGAACUGAGCGGGAGGAAAACGAGACUCUACUUUGUUACAGAUGUGCCCUUCAAGACCCAAUUCAGUCCCAAGUGUCGUGGCGAGAUCAGAGACAUCCGCUGGUUCCCUAUCGACAGUCUGCCCAGGUACAAAUCAGACCUCACUUGUGUACAUGUACUUGGGAUGCAAUCAGUCCAAUUCUUCAUGGUAAUUCCGUUCGUAGAAGAUAUUCUGAUGUGGGUGAAAAAGUGGACCUCGGGCAAAAUGUCUCCCCGAACUAAUCAUAAUCAUGUAUACUCAACUACGCAUUCGCCACACCAUCCAAGUUCAAACACCCCCGAAAGGUUCUACGAUAAUCUUAGAGAUAAUCGAGCAAAACAGAGAAAAAAUGCGCGAGAAAACCCACCGUCGGCGAAUGGAUCGCCUUCUUUGCCUGACCAAACUAAACGACGAUCAGUUUCGAAUUCAGACCCUUUCUACGAGAACGUGAAAUCCAAGCCAGCUUCUACUGUUGGUAGUAUAAUUGCAACGUCAGCUAAGAAACAUAUCAGUCAUUCUAAAGUGCCCGAAGACGGAGAGCCCACAUACUCAAAUACUUCGCAAUUUCAGCCCAUUAAAGAAAAAAGUGCACCGUCUUUCUUCGAACACCAUUCGAAAACUUUGACUGACUUCAAGGUUGAUUUGAAGCGGGUAAUGAUGGCAUGGGAUGGCUGGCCUUGAAACGAUAGUGAUGAAUUUCUCCCAAUAACAGCAAAGUAAUAAUUCUUUGGUGCUAUUAAUAGCUGCUAUUCGAGUUCACAUUUUCACAUAUUUUUCCGCAAUUUGAAUGGAAAGAGGCGGAACUUUUCAUGCUUCAUUGCUGUUUCAGCAAGGUGCAUAAUCAGGGGGUUAUUGCCUCUACAUUCUUAAGGCCUAAAAAGCUAAAAGUUGGUUUGAUAUUUGGUUCACCCCGUUGCAAAACCUUAGAUUAUCACACACCAGAAUGCUGGUUGUGCGAUAUGAGGAAUUCGACAACUUGAUGACACUAAGUGUUUCUUAUCACUCUUUCAUGACAUCCCUUUUGGCUGAUCUACUUGAAAGUUUUUUUAAAGGUGAAUUGACUGCCAAUAAAUGCUGAUUUUUAUGGGGGAACACGUUUUGUUACGGGAACUACAUUGCUCGUAAUUUGCUCCCAUUUAUGAAGUAGAUCUGAGUUAAUAAUGGGCACUCGUUUUCUUGAUUGAAACUUUUCACAGGAGGAUAUUAUGCCUUGCGACGUGUUGCUAAUCAUUCUGAAGAGCGCAAGUAAUAAACAUAUUUGACAAGUAAUUACACUUGGGAGCUUUAGCGAGCGUUGUGUAAUAAUACGAUUAUUCUUUAUUCCCCAAUAUAAGUCGCAAAUAUUGGUUCCGCUUUUGGAGCACCUUUGCAGUAUUUGGUAGCAUGUGCUUUGACACGGCAAGUGAUAAGUUAGCACAGUUGAUGCAUUUUUGAUUCAUCAAUUGAACCGAAAAAAAGCUGUUUGCUUCAAACGACAGUGCAAUAAUAAAAACUUGACAUUUAAUAAGUAAUAAGUUAACGCAUUUGAUGCAUCAAAUGAACCGAGAAAAAAGCUGUUAGCUUUAAACAGUGCAAUAAUAAAAAUUUCCUACUAUAUCUGACAAUUUUUCUGAAACGCACAAUUUAUUCAUAAUUUGGCAGCAUGCUUUCCAAUUUAUUACAUGAAAAAGUAGUGUGGACGCCUUCAGUUUUGUAUACUCCCAAUUUUUGCGUGCAAAUUUUUUGUCUAUUCACAUCUGUCCCACUUUUUUUGCAUAGCAUUGGCAAUUUUUUAGCAUAUAUAGCUGCUUUAUUUUUGGCUAGUGUUAUAAAUUGUUAAGGGCUCGUCGCGCAGAUGCGAGAACAGGGGACUCUAAAUCUCUUGCUGAAACGAUCGAAUCCUCUGCAGCAAAAUAUUUUUUUCCUGAGUUUUUUUUUACUUUUUUAUUUAUUACUUUCUUUACAUUUUUAGAGCUUCUUUUUUGUCGUUUUUCGCUGAUUUUUUAAAGCGCAGCUUCUCUGUAAAAGCAAUACGACUCUUAAAUUUUGAGAAAACCGACGUUAGGACUCAAUAAAACAAAAGAACUCCUUAGGAAUUUGAUAAGAGUAAUGAACGUAGUGAAGACUCUUAUAUAGGUCUUGCUGAUUUUUUCUCAAGAAAAGUCUUAAAAGUGUCAAUUAACUACAGAUGCGCAUUCAUACAUAUUAAUGCACUUAUGAAUGCACUUUCAUUUAUUAAAGCAGUUUUUAAGUUCAAUUGAAAUUCAUCUGUUGAAAGUGAUGUAAAUAGCACUGAAGUAGAUCUGAGUUAAUAAUGGGCACUCGUUUUCUUGAUUGAAACUUUUCACAGGAGGAUAUUAUGCCUUGCGACGUGUUGCUAAUCAUUCUGAAGAGCGCAAGUAAUAAACAUAUUUGACAAGUAAUUACACUUGGGCGCUUUAGCGAGCGCUGUGUAAUAAUACGAUUAUUCUUUAUUCCCCAAUCUAAGUCGCAAAUAUUGGUUCCGCUUUUGGAGCACCCUUGCAGUAUUUGGUAGCAUUUGACACGACAAAUGAUAAGUUAGCACAGUUGAUGCAUUUUUGAUUCAUCAAUUGAACCGAAAAAAAGCUGUUUGCUUCAAACGACAGUGCAAUAAUAAAAACUUGACUUUAAAUUUGACAUUCAGUAAGUAAUAAGUUAACACAUUUGAUGCAUCAAAUGAACCGACAAAAAAGCUGUUAGCUUUAAACAGUGCAAUAAUAAAAUUUUCCUACUAUAUCUGACAAUUUUUCUGAAACGCACAAUUUAUUCAUAAUUUGGCAGCAUGCUUUCCAAUUUAUUACAUGGAAAACUAGUGUGGACGCCUUCAGUUUUGUAUACUCCAAUCUAUUGUGUGCAAAAUUUUUGUCUAUUCACAUCUGUCCCACUUUUGUUGCAUAGCAUUGGGAAUUUUUUAGCAUAUUUAGCUGCUUUAUGUUUGGCUAGUGUUACAAAUUGUUAGGGGCUCGUCGCGCAGAUGCGAGAACAGGGGACUCUAUUUUCUCUAGUUGGGUUCAUCUUAUCGAAAAAGCGCCAAUCAUAAAUUGUUCUAGAAAUUCAAAGAGCUUAAAAGACAUCUGUUGUUUCUUUGAAAUUCGAAAGUGAGAUUUUUUCAACAAAGUCAGUGUUUUUUUUGUUUACUUGCGUUCAUUACUGUUUGCGUUCAGAGCCCCCGCUAGAACAGUAAUACCGUUCUCGCAAAUUGUCUCAAACAUACCGGGACGAUUGAAGUGCUCCGUGAAUGUUAAACCCUUGUCAAUUCACAACAGGCGCGGUAAAGAAUUAACUAGGGGACACUGAUAGAACUGUUAUUGCUUGUUUGCUGUUGUUGGCUAUCGCUUGUUUUCUGUUGAUCUUGCAAUUACGGCCGAGCUCGAGCUGUUUUGUUGCAUUUGACUAAUAAUGAGAUCAUCGUUUUUUUUUUGUUUUUUAAAGGAGACAUUGUGUCAUUCAGAGCUUACUGGUCUGUUCAGAAGUCAAAGUCAUUGAUAUAAGCGAUUAGAUAAUAUUGCUUCAUGUGUUCUAGUGCGUACCGGGAAAAGAGAAACCUUUUUUUAGAUCCAUUGAGCUUCAGAAAACCACUGAAGUCAUUGUUAUGAUACCCAAGACUAGAUUUUGCUUGUUUUAUAGACAUUUGAGUUAUUAAUACUCAGGGUUUGAAUGUUGAAAACUUUUUUCAAAAUUUGUGAGCCGUUGUUUACCCUUGCGAUAAGCAAGACUAUUGCAAUCGGGUUCUAGACUUUUUCCCCUAAACAACUUUGUUCAUAGGACUCAUUUUAUAUCUCCUGGACUCCUUCAUCAUUCAUCUACUGACAUGAUCAAUUUCUUCAAAAUUAGAAGAAUAAAACUACUAUAGUUUAAUUGGUAAUUAGGUAAAGCCCGUUUCAGGUAACAAUUAUUUUUUCAAAAAUUUUCGCAAUGUUUUCUCGGUUUUGUGGUUUUCGUUCUAUUUUCUGUCGGUUCAUUUUCCGUUUUUUAAGCGCCUUAUUUUAGUGAUAGGGUUUUUGUUGGCUUACCUUCUAGAGCGUGUGCUUUUUUUCCAGUUUAAGCAGUGUUUUACUACAAUUGACAGUUCAGUAAUUUAUAAAUUUACCAAGUCUGAUAUUGGGUUAUUUUCAUUUUUUGUUCGUUUCUUAAAUAUUUAAAUAGUUUCAGUUCAUGUUCUAUCGGCUCAGUCAACUUUUAUUGCAUAAUUUCGAGGGCAAGUAUAUUCGCAUGCGAGUAUGUGUUUCAGAUUGGAUGGGUCGUAAAAAUUUUCAAAACCCAAUGAAGUUUUUUUAUGAAACAGUUUUUUUUUGUUUUCGGCUCAAACAUUCGACCAAAAAAUUGUUGACGCUCGGAAUUGAUUUUCAGUUGUUUUUAGGCUGCUUGUGAACGUCUUUCUAUGCAACCAUGAAAUUUUUGUAGCUGUUUUUUUCAAGUUAUUUUUUGUUUUGUUUCAAGUAAUUUUUUCAACUUAUU